CCGAUUAUACUCCAAGCAUGCAGUACGACUCGACGCUGGGUGCUGCUUUGAUCGGAGGGUUUGUUGCGGCUAUGUCCUACGGGAUCAUGAGCCUGCAAACGUACAACUUUUUUCAACAAUAUGGCCAAGGAGCGACGGUGCUAAAGCAUAUAAUUCGCACCUUGUGGGCCAUGCACACUCUACACUUUGCCUUUGUCGCACAGGGGGUCUACACCGUCCUGGUCACCGACUUUAGCAACAUCGCCGCAAUAACCACUAGCCCAUGGAGCAUAGGAGCAGCUUCAUUCGUAAAUGCGAUUAUGACAAUGACAGUCCAUUGCUCGUACUGUCACCGCGUCUGGAAGUUGAGCAACAAUAGCCGCUUCCCAAUAAUUCCACUGGUGUGUAUGGCUAUCGCGACGUUUGCGUUCUCGUUAUCGUCAGAUAUUAAGCUGCUUAUUCUACCCUCCUUUUCCUCGUACAAAUCAACUGAGUGGCUGCUUUUUGCCGCACUCGUAUGCGGGUGCUCUACAGACCUCUGCAUCGCACUGUGGCUGUGCUGGUGGCUUCUACGCCAGCGCAAAGGGCUGAGCGGCCAAACUCACUCGAUGGUGAACACCAUCAUCGUCUAUACUGUUGCUACAGGUCUUAUCACAAGCGUCGUCGCGCUUGCGGAGCUAAUCACGGGCGCGGCCUUGCCUGAUACCUACAUUUUUAUUGGCAUUGACUUCUUCCGUGGUGGAAUAUACACAAAUUCGUGGAUGGCAUCGCUAAAUGCUCGCGACCGCUUCCGCAGAGAUAUACGGCCGCAAGCAACAGUCAUCACCAGCGUGCACUUUGCCAAUGAUACGACGACCAUGAGUAGCGCCAGUGCUCCUACAGAGUCCCAGGAACGUGCACCGCCCGGCAUAGUCAUAGAGAAAAUCGAGGUAUAGGAGAGUACAUGAUGCUUUUAUACGCCAACUCUCUUAGCUGAAUAUUUCGGCUAUAGAGUGGCGGUACACGUUAAAUGUCGAGCAGUUCCCAGCAUCAUACGAUACAUAUGUUUUCG
Messenger RNA from Phanerochaete carnosa HHB-10118-sp, 1030 nucleotides. RefSeq lists its product as uncharacterized. Lineage: Eukaryota; Fungi; Basidiomycota; Agaricomycetes; Polyporales; Phanerochaetaceae. The record is from RefSeq and is a predicted model, not a curated record. Bases 18 to 914 code for a protein of 298 amino acids. The transcript is spliced from 22 exons.